CAAGAUGCCAAUGCCUCAACCCAAGCCCAUGAUGACCUUCACUUCAGAGAUUCGUUUCCUUUUCUGUAUUUAUUUAUAAUAAAAAUAAUAUUAAUUUUAUAUUUAAAAUUUAAAAACACUGUAUUUGUUCUCCCGGGUGAAAUCACUCCCACACUGCUGCAACAAGGGGUUCCAGUUUUUUUCUCUACUGCACAUGACAUGCUUGAUAAUAUUACUCUGUGAAGAUGCACACACAUUUUAAUUUUACCAGUCUAUAAUAAGCUUCACAAUGUUUAAAUUGUUAAUUCCCAAAAGGCCUGGUCACUCUUUUGUUACAUUUUCUUCGAUCCAUUCUGUUUGUUUAUCGCUUGAAGAAUCCGUUAGAGCAGCCGUUGAAUCAAGAAAGUAUCGACAAAUCCCUGAUCUUUUUACCGCCUCGAAAGAAUGCUGUCCAGCCUCGAAUCCUUUUUCAUUCCUGUCUACAUUUUCGCUAGCUCGUAGGACGCAAGUUAUUGAUGAAAUGUUGCAGGAUUUUAUUUGGAUUAGACCUCGGUAUCACCCUUAUGCUACUUAUUCGUGUCUUCUUACUUAUGUUCUCCAGAGUCCUGAUCCUCUUCCUCUUGGUCUUGCUAUUGUGCAACGUGUUUUGAGGUCUGGUUGUGUCCCUGUUCCCCAAACUCACCUUCUUCUUUCUAGCGCGUGGAUGGAAAGGCGACAGCAAUGUGAGUCCGUCUCGAAGAUGCUGUUGGAGAUGGAGUCCAUUGGAUAUGGUCCUGACUGUGGCACGUGUAACUAUCUUAUCUCGUCUCUUUGCAAAGUUGAUCAGUCGAAAGAGGCAGUUCAGGUUUUGAGGGGAAUGUGUAAAUCAGGAUGCGUUCCUGAUUUGGAUACGUAUGGUAUUGUUAUUGGUGCAAUGUGUAGAAUCCGAAGGAUCACUGUUGUGGCAGAGCUGAUGAGGGAGAUGGUCAAAUUUGGGUUGACGCCAAGACAGGAAAUAGUGGUAAAAGUGAUAAAAACUAUGAAGGCCAGAAAAGAUGUAUGGAGGGCAGUUGAGGUUAUUGAGCUUUUGCAGACUGAGGGUAUUCUUGUGGGAUUCGAGAGUUAUGAGUCGGUGCUUGAGGGAUGUCUAGAAUGCGGUGAAUAUGUUUUAGCUGGGAAGGUUGUGAUGGGAAUGACAAAUAGAGGGUUUAUACCAUAUAUUAGAGCAAGGCAGAAGGUGGUUGAAGGAUUGGCUAAUGCUGGUGAUUGGAAAUUUGCCUAUGCUGUGCGGCAGAGAUUCACAGAGUUAAAAUCGUAACGUCUCAAAAACAGCUCAUUUUCUUAAAGCAAUGGAUACGGGAUCAGGUUGUUAUAAGUAUGUCUUUCCCACCUGUCAAGUAGCUAAUCAGUUGACCUGCUAUAAAGCAGAAGAUUCUUUGCAAACUUGACUAUGAAGAUAUUUCGAUAACAUAGAGCAUUGAGGUCACAAUGUGACUGCAAACAGCAGCGACAUACAGGCAUAUGUUCUUUAGCAACUUCCUAAAGUUUAUCAUAAAUGUGAUGUAAACUGAUGCUAAUUUCUGAAAAAAAUAGUUGCUUGAUCUCCUAGAGAUGCAAAAAGCCUUCUUCAGAAUUUAUUUCUUCUUGUGGGAAAGCAAUAGAGGAAAAAUAUAUCAGUAUAGGUUUUUGCUUUGAAUGUCUUAAUAAGAUCUUACUUUUAGUUUUA
Messenger RNA from Daucus carota subsp. sativus, 1684 nucleotides. RefSeq names its product pentatricopeptide repeat-containing protein At1g06270. The transcript has a single exon. The coding region runs from base 269 to 1276 and encodes 335 amino acids. Gene Ontology annotation, molecular function: protein binding. The record is from RefSeq and is a predicted model, not a curated record. NCBI's taxonomy places the organism in Eukaryota, Viridiplantae, Streptophyta, Magnoliopsida, Apiales, Apiaceae.